Mercenaria mercenaria is the source of this 1130-nucleotide messenger RNA. RefSeq lists its product as uncharacterized. Lineage: Eukaryota; Metazoa; Mollusca; Bivalvia; Venerida; Veneridae. Gene Ontology annotation, molecular function: protein binding. The coding region runs from base 114 to 1043 and encodes 309 amino acids. The record is from RefSeq and is a predicted model, not a curated record. The transcript has 2 exons.
CGUUUUAUUUUUAUUUCUUUGGUCGACUGCUCAAAGUUAGGGUUUUUAUUUUUAUUUUUAUUUGUCCCCCGACCCAAUUUUUUUAAAAUCUCCCGUAAACCAGAAGAUAAAAAAUGCUGGCCUUACCAAUUUUGAAAAGCGUAGUAGUGCGCAUGCUCUCAUUGCAUUUGAAAAUUGCGCAGUUUAUGAAUAAAAAAGAUACAGAACCAAAAGUAGAGUUGUUUUGUGUUCUAUUGUUAGAGGAGAUGGCUGAUUCAGAAUCAAAGAUACCAUUUACUGAAGCAGGGGAUUGUUUAGAUGAAGUUGAAUUUGUGUUUGAUGACGGACAAAAGUUGUAUGUUUCACAGAACUUUCUUUAUUACGUGUCGCCGGUGUUUAAAGCAAUGUUCGAGCAUGACUUUAAAGAGAAGGAGACUCGGAAUGUUAAUCUGAAAGAAAAGGUCUAUUGGGAUUUUCUCGAAUUUUUACUCUGCCUGCAUCCGGACGUACAGAAACUUGUAGACAGUACAAAUGUCUUAUCAGUUGUUUAUAUAGCUGAAGAAUACCAGGCUAAACUGAUAAUAAGAAAAUGUAAGGACUUCAUGUCGGAAUGGCUUCAGUCUGAAUUAGAAUCUGCAAGGACAACUUCUUCGGAUUUAGAGAAACUUGGACGAGUUAGGACCUGCCUCCGUAUCCUCUCUACAGCAGAAACCCUUCAGUACAAUGCAAUCGUAGAAGAAGCAUGUAAAGUUAUUGGAAAUAUUGGACAUGCUAUUAUUAUCGGCACUUUAUCAGAAAGUAAGGAAUAUGAAAGAAAACAGUCUCAAAAGGGUAAUAUAUAUGAAGAGCCUUCAAACGAAGAUCCCCUGGCAGAAGAGCCUUCAAACGAAGAUCCCCUGGCAGAAGAGCAUUCAAACGAAGAUCCCCUAGCAGACUGCAAAACACUUUUUGACAAACUCCCUGAACAGCUGAAAUACAAAUUGAUGGUAGCAAGACAGGAGUUGUGUGAUAGUAUAGAAAUGCACAGAAUGAAAUUUUCCAGAAAAGGACAUAGACUUAUUUAAGAACAUGUAUUUAUUUCAAGACAGUUCUAUAUGUAAUAGCUGAAGUAUAUGAAUCAUUAAUUGUUUAACAUAUAUACCACAAAUACG